AUGACGCACGAACGACAGCCCUUGUUGGCGACCGCCGAUAUUCUCGAUGACGUGCCGCGAGAGGUCCAACCCGGCCAGAAACAUCUCACCUGGAUCAGCGCGUACAUUCUCGUGGUAUCUCGAGUUAUCGGCAGCGGCAUCUUCGCGACCCCUGGGACGAUCGUGAAAUCUGCCGGCAGCGUGGGAUUAUCCUUGUUGAUAUGGCUCGCCGGGACGGUUUUGGCCGCGUGUUCGCUGGCCGUGUCGAUGGAAUACGGCUGCAUGUUGCCUCGCUCGGGCGGAGAAAAGGUAGUGUACCUGGAGUAUACCUAUCCGCGGCCUCGGUUUCUCGCGUCGACGAUGGUGGCGGUGCAGGCGGUGGUGCUGGGGUUUACAGCUAGCAACUGCAUUGUGUUUGCCAAGUAUACUUUUUUCGCGUUUAAUGUGCAGCCGACCGAGUUUCAGCACAAGGUUCUGGCGGUGGGAUUGAUGACCGCCGUGACGAUCGUGCAUGGCUGCUUCUUACGGACGGGCAUCUGGAUCCAGAAUGCCCUCGGAUGGGUCAAGAUCUUCCUGAUCGGGGUCAUCUCGUUGACCGGGAUCUGGGUCAUUCUGGUGCGUCCGUAUGGGCAUGAUCUGGCCCCCACGACAAAUGUGUUCUCGUGGGAUACCAUGUGGGAGGAUUCCAACUGGAGCUGGAAUCUGCUGUCCACGUCGCUGCUCAAGGUGUUUUAUUCCUAUGCUGGAUUGAACAAUGUGAAUAAUGUGCUGGGUGAGGUGCACAAUCCGGUCCGAACAGUUCUGACGGUCUGUCCGGCGGCGCUGCUCACGGCAGGCGCGCUGUACUUUCUGGCUAACAUUUCGUAUUUUCUGGUGGUUCCGCUGGAAGAUAUCAAGAAUAGCGGCGAGUUGGUGGCGGGAUUGCUGUUUGAGCGGCUGUUUGGCAGCGUCGGACGGACUCUGUUUCCGCUGGCGAUUGCCAUUUCGGCGGCGGGCAAUGUCAUGGUGGUGACUUAUGCAUUGGCUCGAGUCAACCAAGAAAUCGCCCGACAGGGCUUUCUCCCGUGCUCCCGACUGCUGUCAUCUUCGAAACCGUUUGGCGCGCCAUUAGGGGGGUUGAUCGUGCAUUAUAUCCCUUCAUUGCUGGUGAUUGCGCUCCCACCGCAAGGAGAUGUAUACAACUUUAUUCUGGAUGUUGAAGGAUACCCCGGGCAGGUAUUUAGUCUCGCCGUGGCAGGCGGUCUCUUGCUACUCCGCGACCGCGAACCGGAUCUUCCGCGGCCCUUCAAGGCCUGGCUACCAGCUGUAUGGCUUCGAAUCGCCAUCUGCGUAUCAUUACUGGCAGCGCCAUUCUUUCCCCCGCGAGAUGGCAAAAGCGACGUGAAUUUCUUCUACGCGACGUAUGCAAUCGUUGGAAUGGGAGUGAUCAUCUUUGGUGUUCUCUACUGGUAUGUAUGGACAGUCUUACUACCCCGCUGGGGCGGUUACCACCUGGAGGAAGAAGACGAGGUAUUGGAUGACGGGAUCAAGAUUACCAAGCUUGUGCGUCGUAGUGAGAAUUAG
Molecule: messenger RNA, 1542 nt
Organism: Aspergillus ibericus CBS 121593
Lineage: Eukaryota; Fungi; Ascomycota; Eurotiomycetes; Eurotiales; Aspergillaceae
Product: putative methionine permease
Exons: 4
Coding region: 1-1542 (513 amino acids)
Biological process (GO): amino acid transmembrane transport
Cellular component (GO): membrane
Molecular function (GO): L-amino acid transmembrane transporter activity
Source: RefSeq, a predicted model, not a curated record